AUGCCCCGCCUCCUCGCCCCGCUCCCCUCCCGCUCGCGCCGCCGCCGCCUCCUCGCCAUUCUGUCGAACACCUUCUCGACGUCCACCGCCCCACCACACCGCCCGCCGCCGCCGCCGCUGCCGCAGCUCUCCCCGCUGCUUCCCCGGACCGAGGAUUCCUACGCCUCCGUCUCCGCCGCGGCCGCCGACAUCGCCGUCUCCUUCCGCGACUGGUUCCUCGUGCCCCGCGCCGCCGAGCCGCUCUCCGCCCUCGACGCGAUCUACGAGGCCCUCGCCGCCGAGGACGCGGCGGCGCUCGAGGCGCUCCCGCUCACGGAGGAGCUCGUCCUCUCGUUCAUCCGCCACCGCCCGCGCCGCCUCCCCGACGGCGACGCGCUGCUGCUGCUCCGCCUCAAGUUCUUCGACUGGUCCGGCCGCCGCCCGCGCUACCGCCACACGCGCGCCGUCUACCACGCGGUCUUCCGCCUGCUCUCGCGCGCGCGCCGCGCCUCCGUGCUGCUCGACUGGCUCCGCCUCUUCUCCUCCACCACCCCGUCCGCCAACCAGCCGCGCUUCCACGACACGCUCGUCGUCGGCUACGCCGUCGCCGGCGACCCCCAGCGCGGCCUCGGCGUCCUCGGCCGCAUGCGCUUCCGCGGCAUCGACCUGGAUCCCGUCUCCUCUCGCAUCCUCCUCAACUCCCUCGUCGACGCUUCGCUCCACGACUACGCCGACUCCUUCGCCCGCAACCUUGCUGCCAGCCCCGUUUCAACCUGCAUCCGUAUCAAGAGCCUCUGCCGUCGAGCCCGCCUCGGCGACGCCGUAGCGCUACUUGACACCCUCCCUUUCGCGGAAGCAUCCAAAGGCACCGCGGCUGGCUCUAUCGUCACUGAGUUCUGCCGGCGUGGCCGCUUUGAUGAGGCAUCCCAGAUUGUUGAUAAAUUCUCCUCAUGUGAUGUUUACGGCGCAUGGAUGCAUGGCCUCAUUGAGGCUGGGAUGCUUGAUACUACGUUGCAGUUCCUUUCUGAUAAGAAGGAGGCUGAGGGAUACAUCCCUGAUGGUAAGCGCUAUGAUAAGCUUGUGUACCGCCUUCUCAGCAAGAACAGACUUGGUGAAGUGUAUGAUUUGCUUGUGGAAAUGAUGGAGGAGGGCAUUGCUCCAGGACGUUCAACCAUGAAUGCCGCACUUUGCUUCUUUUGUAAAGCCGGCCUUGUGGAAGUUGCCAUGCACCUGUAUAGGUCAAGAGUGGAGCUUGGGAUUAACCCUAACAAGGAUGUCUAUAAUAAUCUUAUCAGGGCGCUGUGCCGCGGUGGGGCCACGGAAGAGGCAUGUCUGGUAUUGGAGCAGUCGAUGGCAGACGGCUACUUUCCUGGCCGUCAGACGUUUGCCAUGUUUGCAAAUGUGCUGUGCCAGGAAGGGAAGCUUGAUAAGGUGAGGGAGCUUCUUGACAGGGCGCUCAAGCAGGAGGCGUGGCCAAUGGACAGUAUCUUGGCCAAGUACCUUGUGGCCUUGUGCAAGAGUGGGAAUGUGGACGAGGCAUGUACAGUGCCCCAGAUAGCGAGCAGCAAGAACCCUGCGGGCCUAUAUCGUUAUGAAUCAACUUACAAGAGCUUGAUUAGGGCAUUAAUAUUGAUUAAGAGGGUGGAUGUGCUGCCAAAGCUCAUACUGGAAAUGCAAGAUAUGGGACACAUUCCAACCCGGAGCCUCUAUCAGUCUGUCGUUUGUGCAUUGUGUGAGGAGAGUAGGUAUGGUGAGGUUCUUGAGCUACUGGAGAACCAGUUGGGGAGAAAUGAACUACAACCCGGUGUGUGCUAUAACUACUUCAUCUCUGGGGCUGGACAUGCUAAGAAGGCUGAUGUUGCCAGGGAGGUGUAUAGCCGGAUGGAGUGUGCGGGGAUUGUACCAUCUGUAGAAAGCAAUAUCCUUCUUCUCAUGAGUUAUCUGAGGAGCAAGCGUAUUGGUGACGCACUAAAUUUUUUCAACUGCAUUCAUGAGAAGAAGGCACCUGGGACCAGGAUGUAUAACAUAUUUAUAUCUGGUCUAUGUGAAGCUCGGAAGCCGGAGCAGGCAAUGGUAUUUUGGAGGGAAGCAAGGGAUAAAGGAUUAAUUCCGAGCAUCAACUGCUAUGAACAGCUUGUGCUUCUUUUGAGCUCAGUUAACGACUAUGACAGCGUUGUCAAGAUUAUUGAUGACUUCAGGGAAACAGGUCGCCCUGUUUCAGCCUUCUUGUGUAAUGUACUUCUGUUGCACACACUGCGGGGCAGCGGUCUUCUGAAGGCUUGGACACGUUCAGAAGAUAGAUCAGCAUCUAUUGUAGCAAGUGCUGAAGAGAUCAAAGGUCGUGGGGCAGGACGAAUCUUGAUUGGACAACUUAUUGAGUUGUUUGCAAGUGGUAUUCGAAACAGGAGUGACUUGGAGGUUCUAGAAGAAGGUUUAGAACAGUUCUUUCCUGUCGACAUUUUUACUUAUAACAUGCUGCUACGAGGAUUGAGCAUGGCAGGGAGGAUGGAUACUGCAUGUAACAUGUUCGAAAGGCUGUGCAGAAAGGGGUAUCAACCAAACCGAUUUACUUUUGAUAUAAUGAUACACGGCUUCUGCAAGCAUGGCAUUCGAAGUGAGGCUGAAAGGUGGAUGGAGGCAAUGUACCGAAAUGGGUUCUAUCCUACUUGGUACACUAUGAGGUUAUACAACAAUACAUCCUUGCGAGUACAUGAUCAGAAAGUCAUUCAAUUUGUAUAAGCAAUUACCUAUCUUCGCCUCGCAUCCGUCUACUCGGCUAUUUAAUACUAUGCCUUUACUGAAAAAGGCACACUUUUUGAGGAUCAGACAUACAUCCAUGUGGAGAAUAUUUGUAAACUUAACAUUAUUGCAUCCUGAACCACACCUCACCUGGCACAACUUAGCGUCGAAGAUGUAGCUAGGGUAUCAGUUUACCUGUAACAUUGAUUCUUUUUUUCCUUGUCCAUGAUGUAUUCUACUAGUCCUAUUACAGUUUUGCGCUGUUCACCUGCUGUAACAAUAAUAAUUCAGUAGUUCCCACUGAAUCAGUAAAUUAUGGGGCAAUGGAGAUUCA
This is a messenger RNA of Lolium rigidum, 3052 nucleotides long. Its product is annotated as pentatricopeptide repeat-containing protein At1g71210, mitochondrial-like. Gene Ontology annotation, molecular function: protein binding. The transcript is spliced from 2 exons. The coding region runs from base 1 to 2718 and encodes 905 amino acids. The record is from RefSeq and is a predicted model, not a curated record. NCBI's taxonomy places the organism in Eukaryota, Viridiplantae, Streptophyta, Magnoliopsida, Poales, Poaceae.